Molecule: messenger RNA, 896 nt
Organism: Cicer arietinum (chickpea)
Lineage: Eukaryota; Viridiplantae; Streptophyta; Magnoliopsida; Fabales; Fabaceae
Product: eukaryotic translation initiation factor 5A-2
Biological process (GO): positive regulation of translational termination; positive regulation of translational elongation
Molecular function (GO): RNA binding; translation elongation factor activity; ribosome binding
Source: RefSeq, a predicted model, not a curated record
CUACACCGCAAAGUCUACCAAUUCUUCUUCAACUCUGUGUUCUUCUUCUUCUCCUCACACAUUCCACUCGCAGAGAGAGAGAGAGAGAGAGAGAAAGAGAAAUUCAUCAAUCAAUCAUGUCGGACGAAGAGCAUCACUUCGAUUCUCAAGCAGAUGCCGGAGCUUCCAAAACCUACCCUCAGCAGGCCGGUACCAUUCGCAAAAACGGUUACAUCGUCAUCAAAUCCAGGCCUUGCAAGGUUGUUGAAGUUUCUACUUCAAAAACAGGAAAGCAUGGACAUGCUAAGUGUCACUUUGUUGCAAUUGAUAUUUUCAACGGGAAGAAGCUUGAAGAUAUCGUUCCUUCAUCCCACAAUUGUGAUGUUCCACAUGUGAAUCGUACUGACUAUCAGCUGAUUGAUAUCUCUGAAGAUGGUUUUGUGAGUCUGUUGACUGAUAAUGGAAGUACCAAGGAUGAUCUGAAGCUUCCCACAGAUGACGCCCUGCUUACUCAGAUUAAAGAGGGGUUUGCUGAAGGAAAAGAUCUUGUCGUUUCUGUCAUGUCCGCAAUGGGAGAAGAACAGAUAUGUUCCUUGAAGGACAUUGGUCCUAAAAAUUAAAAUGUUGCUCUGGUUGUGGCUAUGGACGAUGGCACAAAUUUUCUUCUUAUGUUUCUUCUUAUGUUGCUAACAGGUAGUAUUUUUUCUUAUGCAUGUAUGCAAAAUAAACUUGAAAAAAUGCAAACUGCCUUGAGCUUGAACCUCAUAAAGCUUGAGAUGGGGAAACUGGCACCAUAUUUAGCUUUCGUCCUUUUAAUUAUUGAACCCUGCGGUUUUGGCCGGAUGAAUUUAUCAUAAAUGUUCCUUUUAACUUUAUGUUUUUAUUGAGAUUGAUAUUGAACCCUACUCUCCUCUUAA